Liolophura sinensis is the source of this 1876-nucleotide messenger RNA. RefSeq names its product cytochrome P450 2C31-like. Lineage: Eukaryota; Metazoa; Mollusca; Polyplacophora; Chitonida; Chitonidae. The coding region runs from base 7 to 1497 and encodes 496 amino acids. The transcript has 6 exons. The record is from RefSeq and is a predicted model, not a curated record. Gene Ontology annotation, biological process: progesterone metabolic process; hormone biosynthetic process. Gene Ontology annotation, molecular function: heme binding; iron ion binding; steroid 17-alpha-monooxygenase activity.
UCCACCAUGGAGCUAAUAACGUGGGUGGCGUUGUGUCUGCUUAUGGUAGUCUCGGUAACAUACCUCAUUAACAGAGGUUCUUCUCGCUAUCGGCUACCCCCGGGACCCCAGGGUUUACCCUUUAUCGGCUGCCCGUGGGCGCUGUUCAGCGAGUUCCAUGUCCUCUGCACCAGUAUGGCCGAGACCUGGGGUGAUGUGGUUAGCAUUAACAUCAUGGGGAAGACGAUCGUCGCUCUUAACUCCGCCAGUGUCGUCAGAGAAGCUUUCAAUUCUCAGGCCUUUGCAGAGACAUUUGCUGGUCGAGAACCGAUGCCUAACUAUAACAAGUACGUUUCCCACAUGACUAGCUUCCUGCAGCCUGGUCCUGUCUGGUAUAAGCUUCGGAAGAUUGUCCACAAAACCUUGAACCAUUACGGAGAGGGUCUGCAUGAGAGUGAGAGGACGAUCCAAGAGGAGUUAACUCAUGUGAUAGAAACUUUGGAGAAAGCUGGAAAGUCGGUGAACAUGGACGAAGUUCUCUACCCUUCUCUGAUUAAUAUCAUGACAAUACUGUUGAAAGGCAGACGCUACGACUACGAUUCGAUUGUUCUGGAAAACGCCCGCUUUCUGGAUGAGGUCGUCGCUCAGGUUUCUUCACCCGCCAAUAACUUCUUCCUCAAACUCUUUCCAUUCCUCAUAAAACUGAACAUUGGCCCGGGCAGACUUGUGCAGAUGGAACUGAGGGCAGAACGACAGUUUCUAACUGACUAUUAUGAAGAGUCCAAGGCCACGUACAGUCGUGAAGUCACCAGAGGUAUGAUCGAUGUCCUUCUCCGACACCAGGAAGAGGCCGGAAGUAGUUGGAUGACCGACGACAACGUUAAGGGCACAAUACAGGAAAUGAUCACAGCUGGAGUGAUGACUACAAGAGGAGCCCUGUAUUCUUUCUUCCUUAUCAUCCUUCAUCACCCCGUGGUGAUGGCAGCCAUUCAGAACGAGGUUCAGGCUGUGGUAGGCGAGAGUCGCUUUCCAAAACUAGAGGACAGUUCCCAAAUGCCGUACACCAAUGCCGCUAUAUUAGAAUUGCUGAGGUAUAUCUCGCACGUUCCGGUCGGGCUUCCGCACCAGACGACAGCCGACGUCACUUUUCACGGUUACGUCAUACCAAAACACACAAUGGUAAUGUACAACGCGUGGUGUUUUCACCACGACAGCCGCAAUUGGGACGAUCCCUGGGAGUUUAAACCUCAGAGAUUUCUGGACACGGACGGACAUUUGGUUUCUGCUGAUCAUCCUUUAAGGAAAAACUUAAUGCCUUUUGGAUUAGGACGGAGAUCAUGCCCAGGAGAAGCUUUCGCCAAGUCCCGGAUAUUUCUCUACAUCACAACCUUACUCCAGAGGUUCCACUUUACGCGAGAUCCAACGAGACCUCCACGAUCAUGUGACCCCAGGACUUAUAGACAGGGUAUUGUCAUGUCUCCGUACGAGUACUGGGUUAAAAUUACACCUAGGAGCUGAACGGGAACAGAUUUCGGAUAGAUUGUGUGAUGACCCAGAGGAGGCAAUUUAGCAAACAACUUUAUAUUCAUCUACACCCUAAUUAACCUGUAAUUUUACUUAGCUAAAACUGGCAAUCGACCUAACAAUCACACUAAAACCUUUUCCAACACGGACUUUGCGUCUGUAGGAACUUCCUCUGCUAUUAUACUCACGAUAAUUGUAUAAUUUGAUCCCGUUUUGGGAGGUGGGGUAGGUAGAGAACGCCCUAGGGAAAUAACGCUGACGGCAGAUAAGCCUGUCUGUGACGUCUUGGAGUCGGGGAUAUUAGCUGCAUGUAUAGUGUGUUAAACUCGUUAACGAAUAGGUAAAACCAUUUGCAAAGGGAGAACACCGUGCC